AGCUCAAUUGUGAUUUCAGAGUCAGACCACUGGAGGAUGUUUUCAAAAUCUUCUUGAUCAGAUAGAGAACAUUACAGCUCAAGAGCUUUCUGUGACUGCUGUGACCAGCAUUUUGACUAUGGCAUUUAAAGCUUCAGAGAAGAUUUUAGAGAUAUCAUCAACAUCAUCAUCAUCAGCCAACCAAACUGAACUAACCUCCUAUGGAAACCGCAUGUUAAAAACCAGCGAGAAACUCAUAUAUACAUUGGUGAAGCCGACAGACACAAGUGACAAUGUCAGUUUUACUCUUGCUGCUGUAGAGGGACAAGUCUUCAUGGUUGGACCAAACGUCACCUUAGAUAAAAUCCCUCAGCUCAACACGACAAAUUCUUCUGUGGACAUCGAUCUCAUUGGAAUCGCCAAGAACAACAAUGAAAGAUCUGCUUCUGUGGCAUUCAUGAGCUACAACACAAUGGAGAAUCUACUGAAGCCAAACUUAUUCAACACACCAAAUGACACGGAUAAAACCAUGAUGUCCACCGUGAUCUCAGCUACUCUUCCCAAAACCAACAACACUGAACUCACCAAACCAGUCAACUUCACCCUCAAACACAUCAGAGAGCUCGACCCCAGCGGUUCUCUGUCCUGUGUGUACUGGAAUGUCAGUGAGUGGGUUGUUGAUGGUUGUUCUGUUUUAAAGACCAACAGCAGCUUCACCGUGUGUUCCUGUGUCCAUCUGUCAACAUUCGCUCUCAUCAUGGAAACCCCAUCAAACCAGCUCUCAUCAGAGAGCGACUCACUGCUGGAUCUGUUGAAUUUGGUGUGUGUGAUCGUGGGGCUGGUGUUCUUCAGUUUGGCCCUGUUGUCCUUCGCCCUUUGUCAGUGGAGUCCUGGAGUGAAUAAUGUGGCUCGAAUCAACCUCUGCAUGAGUUUGCUGUUGGCUCACCUUCUGUUCCUGCUCACACAACGGUUCCUGAGCCUUAUACGCCCUCAGCAGGUGUUGUGUGCCGUGAUAUCAGGUGCUCUACACUUCCUCUUUCUCUCCGGCUUUGUGUGGAUGUUCAUUGAAGCAGUGCUGCUCUACAUCUGUGUGACGAACCUAUCACGGAUCAGCUCUAAAAAGAGGGAGGUGCUUAGCGGUGGAUUCCUGUGUGUGAUUGGAUAUGCGGUUGCUCUAGUUGUGGUGAGCGUGUCUGUCGGGCUGGUCCCUGAUGGCUACGGCAGCGAACACUGCUGGAUUAAAAGGGAUAAAGGUUUUAUCUGGAGUUUUCUGGGUCCUGUUACUGUCAUACUUGCAUUGAACAUGAUUCUCUUCAUCAGCAUCAUCAUCAAUCUGAGCUCAACUCUCAAAAAUCUGAACGCUGAAAUUUCACAGAUGAAACAAACCAAGACUAUGGUGUUUAAAACACUGGCUCAGUUUGUGGUUCUUGGUUGCUCCUGGAUUCUGGGUUUCUUCACUAAUGGCAGUAUGGAGCUGGAGAUCAUCUUCCUGAUCUUAAACUCCCAGCAGGGAACCUUCAUCUUCCUGAUCUAUUGUGUCCUCAAUAAUGAGGUCAGGCAGCAGUACAGAAACUGCUUCAGAUGUCUUUGCUGUGGACUCCAACAACACUGAGGACUACAGCAUCAUGUUCAGGAAAUAAAAAGCAUAUUUUUACAGAUUUCGCAAAAUAAACAAACUUAAAUAUUUGCAGCUCAUACUGUUUACUGCUGUCUAUUUGAAUGUGGAUUAAUGUGAGAUUUUAUAUACAUUAAUACAUACAUCCUAACUGUAAUACUAUUACAUGUUUAACUAAAAGUAUAUCUGUAUUUUUAUAGGCUUCCUUUUAUGCUAAGUGAUUUAUUUAUUCUGAAAUAAGAAUGUCUUGAUUAUUUUGUCUGUUUUCAAUGACAUCUCUGCUCAUCUACUUUUUGGUUUGUGAAUUGUAUUAUAUUUGUUGUAAAUAUAAUAAAAUAACUGGUUCAUUUGUUUAGAAGUGGAUAUUUAAUUCAUUUCAUAAUGCCUCCUCGAUACACAACAAUAUAUAUAUUGUAUUUUAUACAAGACCUUUAACAAACAUCUAGAACUUGUAACUUCUCUUUUGUAUUUACAGUUGAGUGAUGACUGCAUUCUACAAACAAAUUAAAUUCAGAAAAAUUCAGGUGGUGAAAACAUUACAUUUAAUCUGAUAUGAAUUUAAAUUGAGUCUCUAUCUUAAUUAAUUUUAAGAUAAAUGUUUAACAUCAACUUGUCUGAAAUACAAUACUGAAAUUUCAAAGCUCUCAGCAAAACAUUUUCUGAAUAAAUGAGCAAACGGCAAGAAGUCUUUCAAUGAUCCUGCUCUCCCCUACUUCAUUUGUGUGAUGAAAUAAAACUAUGGCAUCAAAAGGAUAAAAACCUUUAAGCAAAAAACAGCACUUUGUAAAAAAAAAAAAAAAAAAAAAACUUGUUGAUUUUGAUCACAAAUAUGGGGUCAAAUAUGCAGCAUUAUGCAGUUUGUUUUGUUUGUUUAUAUUUAGAAGUGAAUAAUUUCACCUAUGAUAAAGACUUUCCAAAAAACAUCCAUAGAGAGAUGAUCAUUGUUUGAUCUAAUCUUUUAAACAAAAUAGGGUAUGCAUCAUGCAAACUGCUGUAAUUUGGUAUUAUGUGGCAAAAUACCUGUGAAUUUAGAGGUAAAAUUUUGUUUAACAAAUAUAUUUAGUUGAUAAAAGUCUACAUAUCCAUGGAACUUUUCAAAAACACUGACUCAAUCCAAGGUGAAGAUGAGAACCAUUUAGCAGGUACAGGUUCCAGACUGUGACUAAAAUGCUACUAUUUGAAUGAACCACAAACAUUAUAGUCCUAAUUUGCAUUCAGUUCCUUGUCUACACAGUGAAAAAAUACAGCAGAUUGAUAUUCUUAUUGAGAAAGCAGUGUGGAAAAUAAGACAAAGCAAUGAAUGUUUUGUGUGAAGAUUCAACAUGAAUAAUAUAUCAUAUCUAUUAUAUUUCUAGCUGAUAUGCUGUGGUUCAUGCAAUUCUUUCUUCUUCUGGGUAAGAUACACACUGAAACAAAUCUUGGUCACUGGUACAUUUUCAGCACAGUUAAAGCUUAUAUUUCUCAAAACUAAUUCUAGUUGUUUUAAUUAUUUAAUAACCUAUUAAUAAUAUGGAUCUUUGACUCUAGCAUGUAUAGGUUAUACAACUGCCACUAGUACAGAUUAAAUCAGACUGAAGAAUGGUGACAACUCCUGUUCUGGAUGAGUGGAGAAUGUGAUAGUGGCAAAGAGUGCUGCUUAUUUUGGACAAGGAUCAGGACAGAUAUGGAUGGAUGAUGUAAAUUGCAUUGGCACUCACUAAAGAACUGUAGGACACCUGGAUGGGGAAAACAUGACUGUGGACAUCAUGAAGAUGCUAGUGUCCUCUGCCAAUGUGAGUUAAAAAAAAAAAAGCAUGAAUAAAAAUGAGACACCAUCCAGAACAUUACUGGUUCUUGUUUAAACAUUGAAAUAAUGUAACAUUCAUCAUUAUUGUCUUUGAAAGAUGGCAAUUUAUCCUCAACAACUGCAAUAACAAACUCAACAACAGAAGAGAAGUCUACAACUGCUGCUGCCACCACCAGUUCUCUAAGA
Molecule: messenger RNA, 3566 nt
Organism: Ctenopharyngodon idella (grass carp)
Lineage: Eukaryota; Metazoa; Chordata; Actinopteri; Cypriniformes; Xenocyprididae
Product: adhesion G protein-coupled receptor E3-like
Exons: 11
Coding region: 119-1591 (490 amino acids)
Biological process (GO): cell surface receptor signaling pathway; adenylate cyclase-activating G protein-coupled receptor signaling pathway
Cellular component (GO): membrane
Molecular function (GO): G protein-coupled receptor activity
Source: RefSeq, a predicted model, not a curated record